UCCUUUUUCAGAACCCUCCACUUCUUCCCUUAAACCCUUCCUUGGGUUUUAAAACACUACUCCCCAUUUCUUCACUCUUCCCAACCAACCCUUUAUCUCUUUACAAAGAACUCACCAAAAACACCUACUCAAACAUCAAAAUUCGUUGUGGGUCUUUCUCAAAAGUUAAGCCAAUGGCACCAGCACUAAGCAGGAGUUUGACCUCUGCUUCUAUGUCUUCACUCCCCUACACGGCGUCAUUUUCUUUGAGGAGUGGUAGUGCAAAUAGGUUUUGUUUCAGAAGUCUUUUCUUGCAAAAGAAUGGGCUAAAGAAUAGAUUUUGCGAAUAUGGGUUGAAGACAAAGCUGGAGAAGAGAGACAACAGAGUAGUGGUAAGGUGUGAGGCUGGAGCUGCUGUGGCUGAAAAGGAAGCUCCUGAGAGCUCUGGAGAGACUCAUGAGUACCAGGCUGAGGUUAGUCGUCUAAUGGACUUGAUAGUUCACAGUCUCUACAGUCAUAAGGAGGUUUUCCUCCGAGAGCUUGUAAGUAAUGCAAGUGAUGCACUUGAUAAGUUGAGGUUUCUUAGUUUGACUGAGCCUUCUUUACUUGGGGAUGCUGGUGAGCUGGAGAUUCGCAUCAAAUGUGACCCAGACAAUGGAACUAUUACCAUUACGGAUACUGGUAUUGGAAUGACCAAGGAGGAGCUUAUAGAAUGCCUCGGGACUAUUGCCCAAAGUGGUACUUCAAAAUUCUUGAAGGCUCUGAAGGAAAACAAGGACCUUGGAGCUGACAAUGGAUUGAUUGGUCAAUUUGGUGUUGGUUUCUAUUCUGCAUUUCUGGUUGCUCAAAAGGUGGUGGUGUCAACAAAGAGCCCAAGGUCAGAUAAACAAUAUGUUUGGGAGUCUGAGGCUGAUAGUAGCUCAUAUGUUAUUAGAGAGGAAACUAAUCCUGAAAACCUCCUAUCCCGAGGAACAGAAAUUACACUUUAUUUAAGGGAUGACGACAAAUAUGAGUUUUCAGAACAAAAGAGGAUUCAAGAUUUGGUGAAGAAUUACUCGCAGUUUGUUUCUUUCCCCAUCUACACAUGGCAGGAGAAGUCAAGAACCAUUGAGGUAGAAGAGGAGGAAGAACCAAAGGAGGGAGAAGAAAAAGAAGAGGGAGAAAAGAAAAAGACAAAGAAGACCAAAACUGAGAAGUACUGGGAUUGGGAGUUGACAAAUGAGACAAAACCAAUAUGGAUGCGGAAUCCAAAGGAAGUUGAGACAGAACAAUACCAGGAAUUCUACAAGAAAACUUUCAACGAGUUCUUGGAUCCACUUACCUAUACUCAUUUCACUACAGAGGGUGAGGUGGAGUUUAGAAGUGUUCUAUAUAUACCUGGAAUGGCUCCUCUUAACAAUGAAGAUGUUACAAAUCCCAAGACAAAAAAUAUUCGCUUGUAUGUGAAGCGUGUAUUCAUUUCUGAUGAUUUUGAUGGGGAAUUGUUUCCAAGGUACCUAAGCUUUGUCAAAGGAUUGGUGGACUCUAAUGACCUUCCUCUCAAUGUUUCAAGGGAAAUCCUUCAGGAAAGCCGAAUUGUUAGGAUAAUGAAAAAGAGACUAGUACGAAAAACAUUUGACAUGAUUCAGGAUCUUUCUGAAUGUGAGAACAAAGAGGAUUACAAAAAAUUCUGGGAGAAUUUUGGUAAAUUUUUGAAGUUGGGAUGUAUCGAAGACACCGGAAACCACAAGCGCAUUACCCCAUUGUUGAGAUUUUUCUCUUCCAAGAGUGAAGAAGAGUUGAUAAGCUUAGACGAUUAUGUUGAGAACAUGGGUGAGAACCAGAAGGCCAUUUAUUACUUGGCAACAGAUAGCUUGCAGAGUGCCAAGACUGCUCCUUUCUUGGAGAAAUUGGUUCAGAAAGGGAUAGAGGUGUUGUACCUCGUUGAACCUAUUGAUGAGGUGGCCAUCCAAAAUCUACAAACUUACAAGGAAAAGAAGUUUGUUGACAUAAGCAAGGAGGAUUUGGAGCUUGGUGAUGAGGAUGAGGUGAAAGAACGAGAAACCAAGCAAGAGUUCAAUCUUUUAUGUGACUGGAUAAAGCAACAGCUGGGAGAAAAGGUGGCAAAAGUACAAGUUUCAAAUCGGUUGAGCUCAUCACCAUGCGUGCUUGUAUCUGGAAAGUUUGGUUGGUCUGCCAACAUGGAAAGGUUGAUGAAAGCUCAAACCCUAGGAGACACUUCAGCCAUGGAGUUUAUGAGAGGGAGAAGAAUAUUGGAGGUUAAUCCUGAUCAUCCAAUCAUCAAAGACCUCAAUGCUGCAUGCAAGAACGCGCCUGAUAGUUCUGAUGCCAAGCGGGCUGUGGAACUGUUGUAUGAUACAGCAUUGAUCUCUAGUGGAUUUACUCCUGACAGUCCAGCUGAAUUAGGUAACAAGAUAUAUGAUAUGAUGUCAAUGGCUCUUGGAGGAAGAUGGGGCAGAUAUGAGGAAGGGGAUAUAGAGUCAUCAGAAGAGUUAAAGGAGUCAGAUUCAAGCUCUGCAGAGGCCCAAGUUGUUGAGCCAUCAGAAGUAAGAACUGAGAGUAAUGAUCUAUGGGAGUGAUUCUCAAGCAUCUUUUCUUGUUUUGGCAUUCUUUCUGUCCUAAUGUCAUCAAUAUAAUAAUUGUCAGAAGAGAGAAUUUUGGUGUGGGAAGGGCAUUAAAAUGUUCCUUAGAGGGAGGGAGGGAGAAAAUUUUGGAGAACAAUUAAUUAAAAAUAUUGUCAGUUAGUAAUUGUUUUAUUGUUUUUCUA
This is a messenger RNA of Nicotiana tabacum (common tobacco), 2746 nucleotides long. RefSeq names its product heat shock protein 90-5, chloroplastic. Gene Ontology annotation, molecular function: ATP-dependent protein folding chaperone; ATP hydrolysis activity; ATP binding. Lineage: Eukaryota; Viridiplantae; Streptophyta; Magnoliopsida; Solanales; Solanaceae. Gene Ontology annotation, biological process: protein folding. The record is from RefSeq and is a predicted model, not a curated record.